AUGGUCUCAUGGCGCAGUUUGCUGGUUGCCUUCGCCGUGGAAGCAAACGGCCUGGAGCUCAAUCCAUUGGCAGAGCCUGGCCAUGAAGACUUUUUUGGCGGCAGGCCAGUGGAACGCGUCCGUGAGAUCAGCCCGAGCGACUUCGACGAGCGGGUGCGUUUGGGGAAACCCUUCGUCAUCGAAGAUGCAGGUCAAAGUCUCGACCUUGUUGGUACGAGUUGUCAGCAAUUCCACGAGCGCUUUCCUUCUGCCAAAAUGCGCGCAGAAUACACUGGCAGCAGGAAUGAAGAGUUUGUGUCGCUGGGCAGUAAGGCGUGGUUCCAAAAGGACAGGCCUCAGCAAGAACGCCUGAAGCCGAAAAGCAAGGACCUUCAAAAUGUCGCAAGAGCAAAUGCACCGUAUGUGUGGCACGUGAAGGAUGGAGGUCAUGAGGCUCCGCCAGGGGUGCGUGCUGCUGUGCAAAAGGCAUGGCAGCCACCAUACUUUGUGCGAGGCGCUGUGAACCUCCGCGAGGCCAAUGAGUCCGCGGAGUUUUGGUUUCAUCGGCGGAAUGGUGCGGUGCUGGCUCAUGCAGAUACUUACUGCAUUCCAGCAGUGUCUCUGCAAAUCACUGGCAAGAAGCGUUGGCGGUUGAUGCCACACCCCCAGGUGCAAUUUUCCCGACUUGCGCCAGAUUCACAUGACGGAGGGAUCUACAGAGCCAAUUGGCGACCGUUUUGGGAAAUUACAGUACACGAGGGUGAGGCACUUGUCUUUUUUCCAAACCUCUUCCACGAGACGCACGUGCCAGAAGAGAAUCUCGAGUGCACUGUAGCAACAACUUUCCAAAUUCAGCUGCCGGUCCCAGCACGAUACCUCAGGGCGUACCUGCCCACGUUUGCAAUGUCACACCUCUAUUAUGAGGGCCAUUGCCUGGACCUGUGGCAUCCAUAUGCUACCUUGCGACCUCCUCAGGCGGUGCAGGCAACUACAGAUGAGGCAGCAAUAGAAGAGGAGCACUCUUCCUUGCUGGCGGCCAUUGACAAGGACGCGAAUGGUUCGAUCUCUUACGAUGAGAUGGAGGCUUUCCUGGCCGCGCAGCGAGAUCCAGCUUCCCCUGGACGACGCUUUUCGUCUGCCUGGCCUCGGUGGUUUUACACGGAGGACUAUUUCUAUGAUUGGAGACCAGCUACCUCCGAAGUCGUGAGAGAGAUGGAGGCAGAAAUGUUGGAAGCCAGGAUCCAGGACACCAUGGCCUAUUUGGAUUGUUGUCCGCGCGAUGGCCUGGUUUCGGCCAAUGAACUCCUGGCGGCACUACGGCAGUGGCAUGUCGUGCAUCACCGCUUGGAUGUCACGGACCAGCUCAGGAGUGGUGGGCAGAAACGCAAAGUCCAAAUGGUCGAGAAGCAGUUUGUUGAGAGGUUGCUUGCUUAUGCUAGUACGAUUUACCAAGAUGUCUUGUUUGGCUUCACAGCAGGCUGA
This is a messenger RNA of Cladocopium goreaui, 1461 nucleotides long. The record is from the annotation of a GenBank genome assembly. NCBI's taxonomy places the organism in Eukaryota, Dinophyceae, Suessiales, Symbiodiniaceae.